Messenger RNA from Grus americana (Whooping crane), 6651 nucleotides. It is a transcript of the gene SPAG6, whose product is annotated as sperm associated antigen 6. Gene Ontology annotation, biological process: sperm axoneme assembly; neuron projection extension; epithelial cilium movement involved in extracellular fluid movement. Gene Ontology annotation, molecular function: microtubule binding. Bases 79 to 1605 code for a protein of 508 amino acids. NCBI's taxonomy places the organism in Eukaryota, Metazoa, Chordata, Aves, Gruiformes, Gruidae. The record is from RefSeq and is a predicted model, not a curated record. Gene Ontology annotation, cellular component: microtubule cytoskeleton; sperm principal piece; acrosomal vesicle. The transcript has 11 exons.
GCGGCUUCCGCCCGGUUGCCGGGGUGACGGGUACACAGUGCGGCCCUGCGCGGGCGCGCAGCCUGCCGCGCCGCCGCCAUGAGCCACAGGCAGGUUCUACAAGUUUUCGAGCAGUACCAGCGCGCCCGGACGCAGUUCGUGCAGUCGGUGGCCGAGCUCGCCGCCCGCCCUCAGAACAUCGAGACCCUCCACAACGCAGGUGUAAUGUCUUUGCUGAGACCUCUCUUGCUGGAUGUCGUCCCAACUAUUCAACAGACUGCUGCUUUGGCUCUUGGGAGACUUGCCAAUUAUAACGAUGACCUGGCAGAGGCAGUUGUGAAGGGAGACAUUCUUCCACAGCUCGUGUGUUCAUUGUCUGAGCAGAAUCGUUUCUACAAGAAAGCAGCUGCAUUUGUGCUAAGAGCAGUUGGUAAACAUUCCCCACAGCUAGCUCAGGCAAUAGUUCAGUGUGGAGCCCUGGAAAUGCUUGUGAUUUGCUUGGAAGAUUUUGACCCUGGAGUCAAAGAAGCUGCAUCUUGGGCAAUUGGGUAUAUUGCCCGACACAAUUCAGAACUGUCACAAGCUGUGGUGGAUGCAGGAGCUGUUCCUCUUUUAGUGCUCUGUAUCCAGGAGCCAGAAAUUGCUUUGAAAAGGAUUGCUGCUUCAACUCUCAGUGAUAUUUCAAAGCAUUCUCCAGAGUUAGCACAGACAGUAGUGGAUGCAGGAGCUAUCGCUCACUUAGCUCAGAUGAUCCUGAACCCUGAUGCUAAACUGAAGCGUCAGGUGCUGUCAGCUCUAAGCCAAAUAGCAAAGCAUUCAGUGGAUCUUGCAGAGUUGGUGGUUGAAGCAGAAAUUUUCCCAGUUGUGCUCACAUGCCUGAAGGACUCAGAUGAAUAUGUCAAGAAAAAUGGUGCAACUUUAAUUAGAGAGAUAGCAAAGCAUACGCCUGAGCUUUCACAGCUUAUAGUAAAUGCAGGUGGAGUCGCUGCUGUGAUUGACUGUAUUGGCAGCUGCAGAGGGACUGUCAGGCUGCCUGGCAUCAUGGUGCUUGGUUACAUAGCAGCUCAUUCGGAGAACCUGUCAAUGGCAGUGAUUGUCUCCAAGGGAAUACCACCACUGUGUGCCUGCUUGAUAGAGGAACAUGAAGAUCAUAUUAAGGCAGCAGCUGCUUGGGCCUUGGGACAGGUUGGAAGACAUACUCCUGAGCAUGCACGUGCUGUGGCAGUAGCAAACGUGCUACCCACACUGCUUGCUAUGUAUAUGGACACACGCAGUUCAGAAGAUCUUCAAAUAAAAACUAAAAAAGCCUUAAAGAACAUCCUUCAGAAAUGCACAUAUCUUCCAGCACUUGAACCACUGCUGCAUGAUGCCCCUCCCAAUAUUAUGAAACAUAUCGUUGGGCAGUUUAGUAAGGUGUUACCACAUGACAGUAAAGCACGUCGUCUCUUUGUAACAACUGGUGGACUUAAAAAGGUUCAAGAAAUAAAAGCAGAAUCUGGGUCACUUCUUCAGGAAUAUAUCAACACUAUUAACAAUUGCUAUCCAGAGGAAAUAGUAAGGUAUUAUUCCCCUGGAUAUUCUGAGAUACUUCUGGAAAGACUGGAAAAUUACCAUCCAGUUUUGUAAACUUCAAAUUUUUAUUAGAGCUGUAUUUCACAUUUAUGCCUUUAUGACUGUAAUACAAAUACAGCUGUUGAAACUCUUGUUUAGUUCUGAAAUCUCCUUCUACUGUUUGAACUACUGAAAGUGCUCAGCAAUUCCAGCAAGCUAUAUUUUGUUCUUUAUAAACUUGUUUGUUGCUAAGUUUUUGUUCCCUUUUGUUUUUCUCUAACAUUACUACCAGAUAUUGCAGCAUAUAUGAAUGGAAUUUCAUGCAGGGGUGAUGAUUUAUCACAGAAGCUUUUUUAGAAUCAGUCAUUUCCUUUUCCUUCCACAAGAAAGGUUUGUUAUUAUCUCAUUCAAAUUUUAGCCUUCUCAAUACUAUAACCAUUUUCCCCUUUUGCCUUUGCAUAUUGUUUAGAGCUUCCCAAGCUUGAUGAGGGGGAAAAAGCUGGCCCCUGUGCUUUUUCUAAUUAUGGAAUCCAUUCUGCACUGAGAUAUCUCCUACUUCUACCUCUCAGAAAGUAAAGUGAUGUGAUUUUGCAGCUCCAAACAUGUUAGUAGCUGCUAAAGAAACAAUCAGAUCUGAUGAUGAUAAAAGGGCUGAAUUUUGCAUGAUAUGAUAGUGUGGUGGUCCUGACAUGGUAAAUAACACAUCUUCUGCAAAAGUCCUCCUAAUUAAGGCAGGAUUCACUGUGGAGGGGAAGGAGCAAUACACUGUUUGGUGUACGCAUCAUUGUUCCUCCUGGAAAGGACAGAGUGAACUGAGAACUAACAUGGGCACAUGGAAGGAGUGCCCAUGGAAGGCAGUCUGGGAGGUUUGGCUCCAUUUGGUUCAGCAGCAUAUUUGUGUGGCUCAGAAGAGAGGAGAAUUGCGUGGCUGCAGGAACACUGUUAGCAAAGUUCUGAGCACAUUCAGAGGAAACCUGAAGAUACUUGAGUCCCACUGGAGAGAUGGGACUAAGGCUGCUCAGUACUUACUCUUCAAGAGUUGAAAUUGCUGGAGAAUUGAGUUGAAACACACUUGGAACUUAGUCUUGAAGUUGCAGAUCACAUCGACAUGGAGGUUAUUGGAGGUGUGAGCUCUUGCCUGACUGUAGACCAUCCUGGAAGUAUUUUUGCCCUCUUAUGUAGAGUGAAAUUAUAUUCUGCUUACUCCUCUGGUGUACUGUAGCAGCAGGGAGCAGCAUACAACCCUAUAGUAUUCCCUAAUAUGUAAUUGUCAUUUACCAUUUUUUGUUCUACUAACCAUUUUUCUUUUCCUUGUAUGCAGCAAUUUUUUGUGUUAUGGUGGGGUUUUUUUGUUGUGGUGGGGUUUUUUGUGUUUUUGUUUUUUUUUUUUUUCCAAAGAGUAAUAAACAGUGUUUCUGGAACAGGAUGUUGAAAUACUGGCAGCCACAAGGAAAGACAAUAUUUGAAAACCCCCGCAGGAGAGAAACUUGUCUACUUUCUUAAACAUAUUAACUGAAUGAGUUUAUAAAACAGGGAUAGCCUCUUCUAUUACUUGUAAAACAGGAGCAAAGACUUAUUGCAGUUGGAAAUGAUUUAGAGUGGCUUUUCUCUGCCAAAUUCCAAAUGACUAUUUUCCUUUAUUCUUGUCAGCAUAUUUUUCAACAGUUCACAAGAACAUUGAUGGGCUAUCUUGUGUUAAGGUUUAAUUCUACAGAGGGCUGUGCUCUCGCUGUGAGGUACUUGGUGCUCUCAGGCUCUGCUCUUCAGGAGGAGCAGGGGAUGCACAGUACCCUCCUGUACGGAGCCUAACUGAGAUGGAAACUGUUCGUGUCAUGAAUGCUGGUACAGAAACCACACCAGCUGGGUUCUUUCCUUAGCCCACAUCAGAGUGAAAAUUCUUGGAACUGAUUAGCUUCUACCAAAUGCCUUUUUGUUUUUGGUGUUUAUAUCCUGACAUUAUUAAUACUAGGACACUAGUGGAAAAACAUUAGGUCUAUUAAAAAGAUUGUUGUAAUACUCAAUAAUUCUAUCAAAUGCAUUAUGGAUAUUUAAAAAUCAAAUCUUGUACAAUCUCUAAAAGAAAAUGUAAUGGAAGGGCUUCCAGACAGUCUUGAAGGAUCUGAAGCCUUUAUUUUCCCUAACGGAACAGAAAUGGUGCAGAGGGCUGAAUGCGGUUGCAGUGCAGACAGGAGGCAGGGUAGGCAUAGACCUGUGUGCCCAUAGCUGCAUCAGGUGCUUGGGAGCACACCCACACCGCACAAUGCUAAUGUAUAUGUUUUGUGCAGAGAGAGCAAAGAGGCUUCAGUCCCCUGACAAAUGUGCUCCCGCUGUGUCACACUGUGCUACACUGUAAGGAUUCCACAGGGUUAAAUUUCAGUGCCUAAACAAUUUGUUCACAGUCUUUUCACAGUCUUUUUCUGAUUCCUGACAAAGGAAAUGAUUGCACAAGGCAAACCUUCAAAGCGAUCUGAUUGUGCAGAGCACAAUCUAAAUCAGACCUAGCAUAAAUAUACCUUUACACCAGCUAGGCAGUUCUGUCCUAGGCCAGCGGCUGUUUGGCCUCUAGUCACAGGACUUUUCUGGACGAUGCCACAUGCUGUUAGGCCGUGGCCGUGCAAAGUCGGAGCUCUCCCGCAUACUUUGAGACCCCCUCAGCUCUCCUUUGCUGGCAGGCUGCUUCCCUGCAUUGUACGUGCACCCUGUGGCUGGAGGCUUCCCUGGAGGUACAUGUCUGCACAAGGCACAUCUAGCCCUUUACAGUAGAAUUAUCGCUGAUUUGUAUUUUAAGCUUAUGUUACUAGGGCAAGAGUUGCUUUUUUCACAAGCUCUGAUGUACAGCCUUUCUAUUCCAUCCUCUCCUUUGGCUUAAGUCAUCAUCUAAAACUAUAUUAAUGUUUGUAAUUGCUACUCUGGCAGGCUUCAAGUGUGUAUCAUUUGUCUCAGUUUCGUAGAAUAAAAUGUAGAUUUGCAUUUUAAUUCAUUCUGUAAAUGCUGUUUUCAUGCUAGUUUGUGCCUGUGAUGCUAGAGAAGAUGAAGAACAGGCUCAUUUUGCAGCUCGGGCCUGACACCACCUUUGGAUGUUUGUCUCGGCUUACCACUCAACAGUGCCUACUUCUGAGCUUAGGACACACAAGCAUUUCAAGUAAGAGUCCCUCUCACAGAGGUGGCUUAUUAAGACACACAAAGAAAAUGAAGCCAGUGCUUUGGCAGAAAUAAAUGUAAGCAGAGACAGCCCCUAAAUCAUUUUGCCAGUUCCUUUGACUGUAGCAUUGGGACUUUUCAACCCAAGUCUUUAAAGAUCUUCUCUGGGGGCCCGAGCCAUGAUUUUUGUCUACAUCACUACAGCUAUUAUUACAUCUACAGAUGUAAACCAGGGCCUUGAAAGAACAUGUGGAUGUGUAAAACUUGACCAUAUUUCAUUCAGUGGAUGGAUUAACUGGCCUACAAAAGCCCCAUUCUUUAUCUGAAUGACUGGAAACCAAGAGGAUCUGAAAAGGGGAAAUUGAAGGAGUUCAACUCUUGUGCAUGUAAUAUGUUCUGCAUUUCCAGAGGGAUUUACCAAGGGAUUGCUUUGUCUCAUCUGAAGUGAUCAAUCUGCUGGAGAUCUGCAUCUUAACAAAUGAACAAAAUGUUGAAGGAGCUGAAUGGAACUGGUGAAGGAAGAAACGAAUCUCAUUUUGUGAAGUAGAGCACAAAGUUACUGUAAUUAGGAAGUGGAUGGAGUGUGGGUAGAUCCUCAGUGUUCUUGAUUUGGUCUAGGGGGUUGUGAAUUAGCUUGGCCAAAAGGGAGUUUUAGACAUGGAGGAUGCUGUGGGAUAGCCUUUAGCUUCUGGUGUAAAUUGGAGUCCUCUGAUUUCUGGGGAUGUAGGGGUGGCUGGCUGUUGUCCCUUCAGGUGAGGAAUCUGUGAAAGCAUGCUUGCCUCAGUAUCUUUCCUAAUGGCUGCUUGGUGUCCAGUACCUUGGUUGUUAGAGUUUUAGAUCUCACUAUGUGACCAGGGUAGAAGGGAAAUAUGGAGUAGCACUAGAUUGCAAAGCCGGUGGUUCCACUUCCUGCACUGACAUAGGAUUGCUUUUAUGGUCUUGGAUAAUUAUUACAAAUCCCUAUGUAUCAUCAUCUUCAGCUGUGAAGUAUCUGUUAUACUCCUUUGUUAACUUGCAGAAGUGCUGGGAAAAUUAAACUCAGAUGAGAGGUCGAUGCAGCAGAACUUAAGUUCUUUAUAAGUAAUACCAUAUUCAGCAAGGAAUAUUGUACAAGAACCUACAAAAAUUUACCUAAGACAUCUUUGAGAUACUGAUUUUUACAAUUUGAGUCAAACUAAAAGCCGGUGGAUUUUGUGAGUUUCCUCAUCUGACACAAUUUGAAGGGAUCUUGGAGAAAGAGGAAAUUACAAUGUCUCUCAUGACUAUACUAAAACUAUUGAUGUCAUUUUUGUAUAAUACCUAACUAUUAAUAUUGAUGCUACUGUGCUGUAUUCUGCAGUCAGGUCUAUAAUUUAGCUAGUGAAAAUACUAAUUAUGUUAUUCCCGCUGUACUGUAUUUCUAGAUACUGUACAAAAGAUUGAAUUAGAAAAUACAUAUAAGCAAUACUAAAGCAUAUUUUGAUGAUGAGAAUGCCUUUUAAGCCAGGAAACGGUAUUGUGCUGCCUUUCACAAGAAGUUACUCUUACUUGGGUUAAACACGUUUCGUAGUUGUUUGUGUUCCCUCCCCAGCCAGAGGUCCGAUCACAAGCCUCGCUGAGUGCUCAGCGAAGUGCUGAGGACCAUGACCUGCUGUCUGUAGAAGAAACCGGUUGUGCUCACUAUUGUGCAUCAGCAAGCUAUGGAAGGGAACAUUGCGAGUGUCCUAAUGUCCUCGCCUUAACAGAAUUCCACAGAGAUUUUGAAGGCUUGCUUUUUCUCUGUAAAAACACUCUUGCUCCUACUAGUUCUUACCUCCACACUGAGUUAAAGAAUAGGUACCCAUAUUAACUUUAACUAUUCUGUAUUUUGUUCCUUUUAUACCAAAAAUUAAAUUUUGAGGGAGGAAAGUGUGUUAGUGUCUUUCUUUAAAACAAAGUUCUUGAUUACUUUUUGUGUCAAAACCAGCAACAAAACUCUUCAUAAUCUUGUGACAAGAUCUG